This is a messenger RNA of Bicyclus anynana (squinting bush brown), 707 nucleotides long. RefSeq lists its product as uncharacterized. Bases 39 to 353 code for a protein of 104 amino acids. Lineage: Eukaryota; Metazoa; Arthropoda; Insecta; Lepidoptera; Nymphalidae. The transcript has 3 exons. The record is from RefSeq and is a predicted model, not a curated record.
AUUCAUGAAAUCAUUGAUGGAUAUUAUUUAUCGUAAACAUGUUGAAGCAAGCGGUCGUGUUUCUAUCGAUACUCUACGUCGCCUAUGCGGCUCUAGCGUUGGCAAAACUGGAGGAGAAACCUAAAAAAUUUAAGGAAGUGGAAGGUUGUUACAUAUCUGAGCUGGACGCGGUCAUCGCGUUCGGAAAAUCGUCGCCGGCCAAGAGCAGAUGUAUGGAGUAUCGCUGUGGGAAAACUUACGUACAGUUUGCAUCUUGCGGGGCCGUAGGAGCGUCUCCCCCCUGCUACGUGGUGGAGGACCCCACCCUACCUUACCCUGGCUGCUGCCCUAACAUAGAAUGUCCCAAACGCUAAGCGGCUAUUUCUAUGGCAACUUCGUUCGUAACACUCGCGAUGGACCGCGCGAGCCGGGGGGCGUGUAGCGAUGAAUGAAAAACCCACUUCCCCACACGUACGAUUUCACACCCACGCAGCGCAUCUUUUCCCCCGUCGCUCGCAUAUCAUAGGAGUGUCGUCAACGAACUUGCUAGACUAUACCUCUAUAUUUGUAUUUCAACUACUACAUUAUAAAUGAAGCAGUUCGAAUUUUGAAUAAAAUGAUUUUUUUAAAAACCUGUUCUAUUUAUCACAAGCCUAUUUAUAUGUAACCUAUUUAGUUACUUUUAGAGUUGUAUUAAAAAAUAAAAAACCAUAAUAGCCUCAGACCAA